AUGGUCGAUAUCUUGACAGAUCCAAAAGGAAUAAAAAAUCCUCGUGGCAUUCCUCAAGCUGCCUUUAUUGAGAAAGUGGAAGAUGUUGUUACAGACGAUGCCGAUUUUGAAAAAGUAAUGAAUCAAUUUCAAGAGAGAUUGCAACAAUACAAAUACAUGCAGCAAAGUAAAGAGGUUUCUGCAGCAGGUUACAGAUCAAAAAUACCCGAUAUCAAGAAAUCUUUAGAUAUGGUAUUGUAUUUGAAUUCAAAGAAGCACUCUAAAGAAUCAAUUGAAACAAAUUUUGAAUUGAAUGAUACACUAUACACAAAGGCUGAAAUUCCUCCCACCAACUCAGUUUAUCUUUGGUUGGGUGCUGAUGUGAUGUUAGAAUAUCCAAUCGAUGAAGCCAUUGAUUUGCUAACCGAGAAAUUAAAUACUGCAAAAAAGAAUCUUCAAAUUUGUGAAGAGGAUAUGCAAUUUUUAAGAGAGAAUAUAACAACAAUGGAAGUUAAUACCGCUAGAUUAUAUAAUUGGGAUGUUCAAAAAAGAAAACUUUCACAGCCUGAAAAUAAAUCUAAAUCUUUAAAAGUUUAAUAUAAUCCUUUAACAUUGGUUUUUUUUUCCAGAAAUGCAAUUUUUAAACAUUCUAGGCAAUUAAUCAAGUAUUUAAUAUUUCAAUCACAAACAGUAUAAAAACUUAAUAUAUAUUC
This is a messenger RNA of Ascoidea rubescens DSM 1968, 692 nucleotides long. It is a transcript of the gene PAC10, whose product is annotated as tubulin-binding prefolding complex subunit PAC10. Gene Ontology annotation, cellular component: cytoplasm; prefoldin complex. Gene Ontology annotation, biological process: protein folding; microtubule-based process; tubulin complex assembly. The transcript is spliced from 2 exons. Gene Ontology annotation, molecular function: tubulin binding. The coding region runs from base 1 to 576 and encodes 191 amino acids. Lineage: Eukaryota; Fungi; Ascomycota; Saccharomycetes; Ascoideales; Ascoideaceae. The record is from RefSeq and is a predicted model, not a curated record.